Molecule: messenger RNA, 2961 nt
Organism: Eimeria acervulina
Lineage: Eukaryota; Apicomplexa; Conoidasida; Eucoccidiorida; Eimeriidae
Exons: 1
Coding region: 1-2961 (986 amino acids)
Biological process (GO): phenylalanyl-tRNA aminoacylation
Cellular component (GO): mitochondrion; cytoplasm
Molecular function (GO): tRNA binding; phenylalanine-tRNA ligase activity; ATP binding
Source: RefSeq, a predicted model, not a curated record
AUGGGGGCCCCUCUCCGCUGCAUCCUUCGAGGCUGCCGCUGCACGCGGGGGCCCCCCGCCUACAACUCAGCAGCUGGGGGGGGGCCCCGGGGGCCCCCUACUGCCUCCUCUUGGUCUUGCGCCGUCAUACCCAAGACAGCACCCAAUGCUGCAGCAACAACUCCAGCAUCAGCUUCAACGACAGCAGCAACUACUGCCGGAGCAGCAACUGCAGCAGCAGCAGCAAGACCAGGUGCAGCAGCAGCAGCAGCAGCACCAACAAGGCGGUCCCAGCUGCGCUUUUGCUGCUCUCAAGUUUCUUAUUCUACCUACACCAACCCCACCCAUGCAACACAAUCGGGUUGUGGGCUCGCAGUGCCUUCUGCUGCUGCUGCAACUCCUGCAGCAGCCGCUGCUGCAACUCCUGCAGCAGCCGCUGCUGCAACUCCUGCAGCAGCCGCUGCUGCUGCAGCAAAGGCAGCAGCAGUAGUAGCAACUGCAGCAGAGGAGGAAGCGGCAGCAGCAAAGGCUGUAGCAGCAGCCGGCGUACUAACGGAACCAUCGGCAGCAAGGUCACCCCCAUUAUCCGCAGCAGCAACAGCAGCAGUAGCAGCAGCAGCAGCAGCAGCAGCAGCAACGCAGGCAGCAAACGAGGCAGCAACGCUCGACGGGCCAGCGCUUCCCUUAUCAGCCGUUGGAGCAAGUGGUGCAGCAGAAGCAACGGCAGCAGCCUUAGCAGCAGAAGCAGCAGCAGCAGCGGCAGAAGCGGCAGCAGCAGCAACAGCAGCAGAGGCAACAGCGCGGCAGCUGUCAGCUCUGUGGGGCUUCCCCCCUAAGCCCCCCCAUAUACCGCAGAGUGUAUGGACAGGUCUGCUGCGGGGGCUGCACCUGACCCCUUCGAAUCCCGUAGGCAUUGCUGCUGCUCUGCUGCGGCACUUCUUUCAGCAGCAGCAGCAGCUGCUGCUGCAGCAGCACGCCUACUUCAGCCCCCACUACCCACCCGCUUAUCAUACGGAGCUGAAGCAACAGCAGCAGCAACAACAACAGCAGCAACAGCCGCAGCAAGGGCUACAGCGACAGCAGCAGCACGUGCACCAACGCAAGCACCAGCAACCGCAGCAGCAGCAGCAGCAGCAACAGCAGCAGCAGCAGCAGCGGGGGGGGUUCGUGUAUUUGGACAGGCUGAGCCCCAUUGUGUCUAUACAGGAAAACUUUGAUAGUCUCCUCAUUCCCUCUUCUCAUUGCAGCCGCAGCACCAGCGACACUUUUUAUCUAAGCCCCAACUUCACCCUCUCUCAUCAGCAACUCGCAGCACUGCAACAGCGGCAGCAAUGCAGCAGCAGCAGCCGCAGCAGCAGCAGCAACGACAGCAGCAACAGCAGCUCCGCAAACAGCAGCAGCACAAGCAGCCCCGACAGCAACUGCAGCAGCAGCAGCCCCUACAACCCCAACAGCAACAGCAACAACAACAACAACAACAACAACAACAACAACAGCAGCAGCAGCAGCAGCAGCAGGCAGCUGCUGCUGCGUACGCAUGGGACUGCUCACCAAGCGCGUUUGCUGAGCCUUGGGGUGCAGCAGGCGUUGUGGUGUGGGGCUGUAGCUCGAAGAGACAGAUCAGACAAGACUCACUUCCCUGUCUUUCACCAAGGAGACAGUAUUUGCAUCUUCGCCCCGGGGCCCUCCUCCUCCUGCUGCGGAAAGGAGACACCUCAGCAGCAGCACGAACAGCAAAACGAAAGCAACCAAACGCACUCCCUCUCUCUACGCCUCCUGCAGACGCAACACCAAGCUGUUCUUAAAGCCGUAGCGAUCGCCAAACAAAUCCAGCAAGAGCAGCAACAGCAGCAGCAGCAGCAGCAGCAGCAGGUGCAGCAGCAGCAGGAUUUGCAUGCGUCUCUGGAUAAGGCUGCGCGUGCAGCGGGUUUGUGCGUAAGAGAUAUUUUUUGUCUUUGUUCGUUUGUCUGCUUCAAUGAUAAAAACCCCCACCGCAACAAUGCCGUCGUGCUGCAGCUGCAAGUCACUCUAGAAAAACUAAUUCGCUUCUUGUGGGCCCACAAAACCCAAACAGAACCUCACCCUCAAAGUAGCAGCAGCAGCAGCAGCAGCAGCAGCAGCAGCAGCGAUGUUGAGUUGCGGUGGGUGUACGAUGCUGAGUUUCCUUUUACUCAUCCCUCUUUGGAGCUCGAAGUUUUGCAUGACGGACAAUGGCUAGAAGUGUUGGGUGCAGGCGAAAUAAAGCCCCAAAUCAUUGCUGCUGCAUGCGCCGAGCAACAGCAGCAGCAGCAGCAGCAGCAACAGCAGCAGAAGCAGCCGAGGGGUAUGGCAAGGCAGCAGGAUGUAGCGCAGUGGCAGCAGCAAGAGGAGGAGCAGCAGAAGCAGCGGAUGGUGCUGCAGCAACUGCCUGCAGGAUUUGUGGGGAGUGCGUUGCAUGCAGAAAGUAGGGGCUGGGCAUGCGGUUUGGGGCUUGAAAGACUGUGCAUGCUGCUGUUCUCUCUAAAAGAUAUUCGUCUCCUUUGGUCUCAGGAUCUGCGCUUUACGCAGCAAUUCACUCAGGGUAAAGUUUGUCCUUUCGUGCCCUUUUCAAAUAUGCCGCCUGUUUAUAAAGACAUUUCUUUCUGGCUUCUGACUCAAAACCCCCGCAGCAGCAGCAGCAGCAGCAGCAACAGCAGCAACAGCAGCAGCAGCAGCAGAGACAGCAGCAACAGCAGCAGCAACAGGAGCAGCAACAGCAACUCUGGAUUGAAGGAGUUUGAUUUGAAUUCAUUUAAAGAGUUGUGUAGGGAUGUGGGGGGCAAUUUAAUCGAAAGUGUGCAGCUUCAAGACAGCUUUAUACACCCCGUCUCAAUGCAAAAAAGCCUUUGUCUCCGCAUCACUUAUAAGGCCCCAGACCGCACCCUCACACACACUGAAGUAAAUGCGCUCCAGGAGAAACUCUGCGCGCUGCUGCAGCAAACUUUUAACGUGCAGCUGAGGUAG